UCAAUGGAUGCCAGCAGUAACUGUGAAAUGUUGCUCCAUUUACUUAGGGAAAACUCACACUGAAGAUGAAAAUCACCCCUGUGCAGUGGGCUGGCUGAAGAGCCAGCGUAUGAGGCACAGCAGCCACUCUGCAGAGAACUCUCCAAUUGAGCGACGAAGCCUAAUGACCUCAGAUGAAAAUUAUCACAAUGAAAGGGCUGGAAGGAAGAGCAGGAACCGCUUGUCUUCCAGUUCCCAACACAGCCGAGAUCACUAUCCUCUAGUGGAAGAAGAAUACUCUGACUCCUACCAGGACACUUACAAACCCCAUAGGAACCGAGGAUCCCCUGGAGGAUAUAGCCAUGAUUCACGACACAGGCUUUGAGUUCAAGAACCUGGGGAAAAAUAGUAUUCAUCAGUUGGUAACUUGCCAUAACGUAGCUAGGAAAAAAACAAAUUCAUCUUAAUUUGGCAGAUGUGACACAGUUAUACUGAAGUUGCACUCUGCUGUCAUUUGAUGUUAAGUAGGGGGCAAAAAAAAAAAAAAGUUACCAUGCCCUUAUGUUUAUGCCCAAUCACAUGGGUUGUUUUUUUGAUUUAUUUAUUUUUAGUAUAGCAUUUGCAUUUAUAGCCAUACUUUCUCUUGUCGUUAGAGAUUAGACACAUCCAUUUGUAAUUUAGGGUACUUAUCAAGGCACUUAUAAAAUAAUUUCCUGUGCUGGAAAUUCCAAAUGACCAGUUCCAGUUGGAACCAAUUUAUAAACCAAUUCCUGUUGGAAUUUGGGUGAAUUGACUGGAAAGUCGACUUGAGCAUGUUGCAAUCA
Molecule: messenger RNA, 803 nt
Organism: Pterocles gutturalis (yellow-throated sandgrouse)
Lineage: Eukaryota; Metazoa; Chordata; Aves; Pterocliformes; Pteroclidae
Product: voltage-dependent L-type calcium channel subunit beta-4-like
Source: RefSeq, a predicted model, not a curated record